CUUCAUGAGAGGGUUCACAAGCUCCCUCUCUCUCUCUCUCUCUCUUCCUCUCUAUCUGCCUGACUAAAAGCGUUCCUAAUAGUCGUAACUCCAUCAUCUUUUUGAUAAAUAUUUAGCAUUUGGAAAGCUGGACACCUCACAUGACAGUCCCUCCUCCUUCUCUGUGUCUCUGGCUUUUUCUGCUUUUCGGUGGCUGUUUGGCUUCAGUGGGACUUUGCCAUCGCUCUACAAUGACUGCUGUAGUUGUAGUCGUCCUGCAGUGAGCAUUCCGAGGUUAUGCUGCCCGAAAGUUCCCAGUUGAGUCUGAGUAAAAGAGAAAAGGGCUAAAGCCGGAGCACUUUAAAGCAUCUCCCACAAAUCUGACCAUAAGCAAUGAGUGACCCUCAGGAUGCCAGUGACGUCACUUCUGCCGCAGGCUUGACCAGACAUUUGCCUAUUGCAGUGCAGCCUCCCCCUCAGCGAUGUGAUGAUGAAGAUGAAGGGGAUUUAAAUAAGACACUGGGAGUCCAGCGUUUCCAGCAGAUCCUCACACCGCCUCAGCGCCUGCCCACCGAACAACACCGCACUUUUAACGAGGAGGACUUUGAGUAUCAUCGUCACACCUCUCUGCACAUCCACCACCCUCUGUCUAAACACCUCCCUGAUGGCCGAAGGAAGAAACCCGGGAGGAAGAGGAAGGACUCAGGUCGGAGGAGGAGUUCAUCCAUGGGAGCAGCUCCGCCAAUAGAUGAGGAUGAUGAGGAUGAAGAAGCGGAUGAGGAUUCCUGCAGCCAGCAGGACAGAGAGGGCAAUGUCACCACUACACCUACACCAGACACAGACACAGAGGACAGAGAGCGGGCACAGUUUUUUGUAUCAGAAGAUGAUCCCAAAAAGAAUGGUGAAGUCUCAUCUCAUCGAAAACCGUCAAUCACGUCCCAUUCAAAACUACACACCAGCAUCAGCAUCCCAGAGGAUGUGACGGGAGCCUCGGGCAGACGUUGGGGUCGUAUUCCGCCCAAUGGCAGACGAGUGUCCGCACCCUGUUUGUUUCCAAGCGUGAGUUCGCCAGAUGGCAGCUGUAAGACCGGCCGCAGUUAUGAUCUGCAGGAGCGCCGACGCACAGGCAACAUGACGGGCGCCACGCUGUCACACUACCAACAGAUGCCCACUGAUGAGAGUGAAGCAAAGACACUCGCUACUGUUGAUCUGGAUGGCAUUAAGAGUCACAGAUUUGAAGAUGUCCCAGGUGUGCGGCGGCACCUGGUUAAGAAGAGCGCUAAAGGACAGGUGGUUCACAUCGGCAAGGACUACAAAGAGUUCAGCAGUCGUAUUCGGACCAAGCUGGAUCGAACUCCACAUGAGAGGCGAUCAUGGCCCUGUUACAUGGACCACAGGGUUCAUCGUGCCCAGCAGCUGAAGGUUUUUGUUGAGCUGAAUGAAUUACUGAUGGAUAAGAACCAGGAGAUGCAUUGGAAAGAAACUGCUCGUUGGAUAAAGUUUGAAGAGGAUGUUGAGGAGGAGACUGAACGCUGGGGGAAACCUCAUGUGGCUUCACUCUCGUUCCGCAGCCUGCUGGAGCUCCGCAAGACCAUUUCACAUGGUGCGGUGUUGCUAGAUCUGGACCAGAAGACCCUGCCUGGCAUUGCUCAUCAGGUUGUGGAGCAGAUGAUAAUCUCUGAUCAGAUCAGAGCACAUGACAGAGCCAAUGUGUUGCGAGCCCUUCUCCUCAAACACAGUCAUCCGAGUGAUGGCAAAGAGCACAGCUUGUUUAACCGGAACAUUUCAGCGACCAGCCUUGGCUCUCUCAUCUCUCAUUAUCACAGCACUAAUCAUAUCGGUGCACCAGAGCUUCCUGCCACAGACCCGCUCAUUGGGGGACUGCGCAACUUUGAGUCACGCAGUAGUGUAGAUUAUGUAGAGAAGAACGAGAAAGACUCUCCACAGUUUUUUGGUUUGCACAAGACCAAAUCAAAACAUGAGCUGAAGUUGCUUGAGAAGAUUCCAGAAGAUGCAGAAGCCACCGUUGUUCUUGUUGGCUGUGUGGAUUUCCUGGAUCAGCCCACCAUGGCUUUUGUGAGACUAAAGGAAGCGGUUCUGUUGGAGUCAGUUCUGGAAGUGCCGAUUCCAGUGCGGUUUCUGUUUGUGCUACUUGGCCCACCGAGUGCCAACAUUGACUACCACCAAAUCGGCCGCUCCAUAUCGACACUUAUGUCUGAUAAACACUUCCAUGAGGCGGCGUAUUUAGCGGACGGACGCCAGGAUCUACUGACCGCCAUCAACAGCUUCCUGGACUGCAGUAUUGUGCUGCCUCCAUCUGAGGUUGGAGGAGACGAGCUGCUGCACUCCAUCGCCCGCUUCCAGAAAGAGAUGCUGCACAAGAGACACGAGCAGGAGGUUAAACUACAGGCCAAAGAGCCCAAGAGCCCAGAUGACAUCGCUUUACAACCUCCUCUGAAACCUGAAGAUGACCCUCUUCGGAGGACAGGGAGGCUGUUUGGUGGUGUUAUCCGAGAUGUGCGGCGCCGAUACCCCAAAUACAUCAGUGAUUUUAAGGAUGCGCUGAGUCCUCAAUGCAUGGCUACUGUCAUAUUCAUUUACUUUGCUGCUCUCUCUCCUGCCGUUACCUUUGGAGGACUAUUGGGUGAGAAGACCGAUGGUUUGAUCGGUGUGUCAGAGCUGAUCAUUUCCACUGCUGUUCAGGGAAUGUUGUUCUGUCUCCUCGGAGCUCAACCUCUGCUCAUCGUGGGCUUCUCUGGACCCCUGCUAGUGUUUGAAGAGGCCUUCUAUUCAUUUUGCAAGUCCAAUGACCUUGAGUAUCUGACGGGCCGCAUGUGGAUUGGGAUGUGGUUGAUCAUCAUUGUGUUACUCACUGUGGCCUUUGAAGGGAGUUUCUUGGUGCGAUUUGUGUCACGCUUCACCCAAGAGAUCUUCUCCAUCCUCAUCUCUCUCAUCUUCAUCUACGAGACCUUCUUCAAGCUUGGCAAAAUCUUCAUGGAUCAUCCUCUCAGAAGCUGCUCCGGUCCAGAAGAAAAUGCCACCUCUUUAUCAACAGGCUCCAAUGACAGCAGGUCUACAGGUGCUUCUCAAACACUAAACCAGCCUAACACAGCCCUCCUGUCCCUGGUGCUCACGUCAGGCACCUUCUUCAUUGCCUACUAUCUGCGCAAAUUCAAGAACAGUGCUUUCUUCCCCGGCAGGCUGCGAAGGGCUAUCGGAGAUUUUGGAGUUCCUAUUGCCAUCUCCACCAUGGUGUUAUUGGACUACAGCAUUAAGGACACUUACACACAGAAACUGAACGUGCCUGACGGCUUCUCGGUGACCAGCCCUGACAAGCGUGGUUGGUUUAUACACCCGCUGGGCUCUGAUGGUCAGUUCCCUAUUUGGAUGAUGGGUGCCUGCAUUUUACCAGCCUUGCUUGUCUACAUCCUCAUCUUCAUGGAGACUCAGAUCACCACUUUGAUAGUGAGUAAGAAGGAGAGGAUGCUGGUGAAGGGUUCCGGAUUUCACUUGGACCUGCUGAUCAUAGUGGUUUCUGGUGGGAUUGCAGCUCUGUUUGGUCUGCCGUGGUUGACCGGUGCCACCGUUCGCUCUGUAACUCAUGCAAACAGUCUGACGGUGAUGAGCAAAGCCGUCGCACCUGGAGACAAACCACGCAUUCAGGAAGUAAAAGAGCAGAGAGUCACUGGGUUUCUGGUGGCUCUUCUAGUAGGCCUCUCAAUUGUGAUUGGAGAUUUGCUGCGGCAGGUUCCUAUCGCUGUGUUGUUUGGUAUUUUCCUCUAUAUGGGAGUGAUGUCUCUCAAUGGCAUCCAGCUAACAGAACGCAUGAUGCUGCUAUUCAUGCCACCGAAAUACCACCCCGACCACACAUACGUCCGGAAGGUGCGAACCCUCCGAAUGCAUCUGUUCACGUGUCUUCAGCUGGUGUGUCUGGCUGUUUUGUGGAUUGUAAUGUCAACCGCAGCUUCGCUGGCCUUCCCGUUUGUCCUGGUCCUCACUGUGCCAUUCAGAAGGUUCCUGCUGUCCCGGAUAUUUUCUCAUCGCGAGAUUCAAUGUCUCGAUGCAGACGACGCAGAGCCCACGUUAGAUGACAAAGACGGUCAAGAUGAAUAUACAGAGAUGCAAAUGCCAGUAUGACCUCAUUCCUGGACUGAUCAAACUUUCUUUUCAGGUCCAAACUUUACUGCCUGUCUUUCUUUUCUUUAAUCAAAUUUUUUGUGUCAUUUUUGUUUCCCCCGUUGUGUUUCUGCUUAACUGAUAGAAACAGUAUAUUUAUAGCUGUGUAAAAGUGUUCAAUAGUCGCUCGCUGUCAUUUGUUUCUCUCCGUCUUUCUCACUUGUGCUGUCGAUCUGUUUAUUUAUCAGAGUCCAAAUGUUCUAUGUUGUGUGUUUUGUGUAGGGUUAAAUGGAUAAAUUAAAUGAUGAUCUCACAUUAGCUCAAAAUGAUACAGGAAGCACUUUAAGAUCAGCUUUAAAACAAAUGAAGCCUUUUCUACUGCUUGUUAACGUUCUCCUAAAAAAUGAACAACUGUACAGAAGAAAAUGAAUGCAAACUCUAUAUGUCAGAUAUUUUUGUAGCUAAAAGAAAUACAGAUUUAUUCUACAUUCAGCUCAAAUAUAUAGCAACUAGCAGCAAAACAAUCGUUUUUUUCUCAGUUAUAUGUUGUAGUUUCAAAACUGUUGCAAUACUGAAGCUACACUCUCAAAAAUAAAGGUACAAAGUCUGUCUGGGGGUUGCUUGGCAAUUCAUUUUAUCAAACUAUUAGAAUUACCAUAUUUUUCCAUAACCUACUGAAGAACAAUAUAGUAGUUAAUAGCAGCAUUGUUAACAUGUUAGCAAUAAACACUAAAAAACAACAUGCAAAUAAAAAGCCAUCAGCCUUUCCGUUUUAUUUUUUGCCACCCCUGGGGUGAUUACGGGAUGUUUUCUAAACAAAUUUCAGGAGGAGCAUGGUCAGUCUUUGACGAGGCUAAUUCAUCAAGGACAAUCAUUCUAUUAUCCAAUUAGCUCAAGACCAAACCCUUAUAUUUAAUCAAACACGUCAUACCUUGGUUUCUUUUGAUUUCAGCGUCCCUCCACCACCCCAGCUCCACACUAUUAAAAUCGAUACCUACCUAAAUCUGAGCAGGGGGAGCGUUCUAGAGCUGGGUUAGACACUGCGCUCGGACCCUACCUCUCUCUAUCCUGAUAAGGGGAAUAACACAAGUUAGGGUGUCCACUCAAGCUCAGAGCUCUCUCCCCGGACAGCACACCAAAUACGCAUAUUCUACUCAGUCAAAUAUCUGUGAGUGUGAAGUCAUGAAGUUAUAUUAAAGGCACAGCAAGGGCAUCAGAUGCUGCAGAUUGAUUUUAUGGCACCAGGUUGAACUUUCUGACACCUUUACAGCACCCACAUACAUUAAAAAUAAAUACAGGCCACAACUGAACAUGGAACAUGGAAGAUGGUCUCCGAGUGGCGUUUUGCAAAAUUAAUAGAUGAAAAGACUUGGACCUAUUGGUAUGUGUGUGCGCUGUUGUGUGCAAGGUCUUAUAUUUAUAAACAUCUCAAAGAAUACUGGGGGUCGCGAGCCAUUAGCAUUGUUAUUUUGGGGGUCGCUGGCUGAAAAGUGUAGGAACCCUUGAUUUAAGGUACUGUGAGAUACUUUUUAGGUAUUCCUUUGUACUUUCAAGGUGGCUCAGUGGUUAGCACUGGUCGCUGAUUCGAGUCCUGGCUGGGUCAUUUGGCUUUUCUAUGUGGAGUUUGCAUGUUCUCCCCAUGUUCGCAUGGGUUUCCUCUGGCUGCGCGGGUUUCCCCGACAGUCUAAAGACAUACUGUACGCCAUAGGUGAAUUGGGUAAACUAAAUUGUCAGUAGUGUAUGAGUGCGUGUAAAUGGGUGUGUGUUACGACUAGAAGGGCAUCCGCUGCGUAAAAUAUUUGCUGGAGUAGUUGGCGGUUCAUUAGGCUGUGGAAAACCACUGAAAUAGAGAGUAGGCCAAAGAAAAAAUAAUGAAUGUUCCUUUUAGGAACCAAAAUGUACCCUUAGCCCAGAUUUUGUACCUUUAUUUCUAAGAGGGUGUUUUCCUCAGCAGAGGCCUGUGAGUUUAUAUCACAUCAACAUUCUGAGAAUCGUAUUUUAAUAGUUACAAUAAUAUAUAAUAAAUAUAGAGAAUUUUAUAGUGGAUUUUAUUUGUGUCGUUUUUGUGCGAGAAAACGAAAGAGAAAAAAGCCGGUCGAUGUUAAAAGGAAAUGGUUUUAUGGCGUUCUCAAGGUUGAUCUCUGCCAGAUUAAAUAAUGUUGUAAGGACUGAAAUUUUACCGAGCACACUUGUGAAAUAAUCUGAUGCACUACUGUUUUUAUUUUUUAAAUAUAUAUAUAAAGAAGCUCCAUAGGUUAAUAUUUGCCAUUUGAGGUACAGAACUGGAAUGUAGAUAAGCAAGAAAUAUAAAAGAAGUGUAUUUGGUGAUGCUGUAAUGAUGUCUUAUGUACAUUCCAGUGGCCAAGAUGAUCUUGCUGAUAAUUAUUUUUAUAAAGAAGGGACUACAUCUAAGCUGUUAUUUAAUCUGUUGUGUGCUUAUGAAUGUCAAACUGUGUGUUUGUUCCUCCUGCUGAGCUCAUUCUCAUAGGCAGGUGUGCCUUUUUCACUUGAUGAUGAUUCCUUUGACGUACAAAGUUACUUUCACAAAGCUGAAUAAAGUGACCUUAGCAAGUGAAGACGUCAUGCGUGAAUGCGGAAGAGUUGUUUGAUUACUGAUUAUUGGUAUAUUGGAAAGCCAGUGAUGUUGGUGUCUUUUAGCUUUGUAAAUAAAGAAAGGCCAGAAUCUAAUAAAGUAAUGCUGAUUUUA
Molecule: messenger RNA, 6802 nt
Organism: Danio rerio (zebrafish)
Lineage: Eukaryota; Metazoa; Chordata; Actinopteri; Cypriniformes; Danionidae
Source: RefSeq, a predicted model, not a curated record